Clarias gariepinus (North African catfish) is the source of this 3201-nucleotide messenger RNA. It is a transcript of the gene irf2b, whose product is annotated as interferon regulatory factor 2b. The transcript has 9 exons. Lineage: Eukaryota; Metazoa; Chordata; Actinopteri; Siluriformes; Clariidae. Gene Ontology annotation, biological process: regulation of transcription by RNA polymerase II; immune system process. Gene Ontology annotation, cellular component: nucleus. The record is from RefSeq and is a predicted model, not a curated record. Bases 311 to 1357 code for a protein of 348 amino acids. Gene Ontology annotation, molecular function: DNA-binding transcription factor activity, RNA polymerase II-specific; RNA polymerase II cis-regulatory region sequence-specific DNA binding.
AGAGCGCUAGCUUCAUGUAGCUUUGCCGCGCGCGCACCGCUGUAGAGAGAGAAAGAAUCGAAAGUGCUGGAGUGUUUUCAUCCAGCGGGAUCUGGGAAUGCUUAUUUUCACUUUUGAAAUGACUUGACGCUCUAAAAGGGAUUGGUGGACGGUGAACUUGCAGUUGGGGGGCAGUUUGACAGUUCACGGUCAGAGCGAGUCUAGGCGGGAGAGUGUGUGUGUGUGUGUGUGUGCGUGUGCAAGUGAGAGAGUGUGUGUUUUCCGUGCUAAAAACCCAUCUGUAUUUACAUGACAUUGCUGUGAGAAGAGAAUGCUGUUAACCGAGGACACUACCACUAUGCCCGUGGAGAGAAUGCGUAUGAGACCAUGGCUGGAGGAACAAAUAAACUCGUGUAAAAUACCAGGACUUAAAUGGGUUAAUAGGGAAAAGAAGAUUUUUCAGAUUCCAUGGAUGCAUGCUGCACGGCAUGGCUGGGAUGUAGAGAAAGAUGCACCUCUGUUUAGAAACUGGGCCAUACACACAGGCAAAUACCAACCAGGCGUGGACAAACCCGACCCCAAAACAUGGAAGGCAAACUUCCGCUGUGCCAUGAACUCCCUGCCUGACAUUGAGGAGGUGAAAGAUAAAAGCAUCAAAAAAGGAACAAAUGCCUUUAGGGUUUACAAGAUGCUGUCAGCAUCAGAAAGACAGUCAAAGAGAGGAAAGAAGAGACCUGAUGUAGACAUAAAGUUAAAGGAGGAGCAGCAAUGCCUUGUGUCCUCUGCCUGGGAGAGUACCAAUGGCUCCACAAGAAGUGCAGCAGCACAAGCAGUCAAGCAGGAAGCAGAUCACACUGUCACAGAAACAGAAGCCGGGAGCCGCAGCCCCUCAGAAGACCAUCUGAUUAUCCCGGAAGUAUGUCAGACCAUCGAGGUGGUUACAGAGAAUGAGGAGCAGGCUGUGAGCUCCAGCCACUCCUAUCCGCUCCAGAUCUCUCCAAUGUCCUCAUACGGAGAGAGUGAAACAGACAGUGUGCAGAGUGAAGAAGACUCCAAAGAGCACAUGCGAAACCUGUGGGGCACUAAUCCUGUGGAAGCAAAGCCAGUUCUGGACAGCUCUGCAAUACGGACGUCUUUACCCAGUAUGUCCACUUUUAUCACUCAGUCAAAGCCCAACUUCAGGAUUACAACUGUCCAGGACACUUCGUCCCCUCCCUUUAAUAGUCCCUUUAACAGUGAAAGAUCAUGGAACCUUUUGCCCACUUCUCACCCUCCAUCUCAACCUCCUGCAGCAUCCGGCACACCCCCUAUCCAUGAAAAACGGGCCAGCGUCAUCAUGAAAACCUCAGACGUAUCAAAAUCUGUAAAGAGUUAUUGAGGAAAAUCACUAGUUCUUUACAGAAGGCUGUACAGAACUUAAACAUGGAGCAAAGAACCUAAGCAACAUUCUGUUGCCUCCUAUUAAUGAUCUCACAGCUAGCAAAACUGAUGAAGAUUAUAACGAUAAUUGUGUCUGGCUCGCUAAAUAGCUCUUAUUUGCCACGAGUGAGACAAGGCAUGAUAAAAUGCAGGAUUCAGUGCAGGGCCAGGCCUUAAAUUCAGGGAGCAGUGUAGUGCAGUGCCAGACGUCAACACUGCCAUUGUGCCAUUGCUUCCGGCCCAUUAUGGAAGUGUAAAUAUAGGAGAGUCAUAAUGUCUAAUCUGUGGCAUUAGCUUUAGCACCUUACAGGAAAGCACUGAAUGAGAUUAUCUGUGGCCUUCUUUUUUUGUCUUUAUAGCACCAUGACUGUGGACACACAUCUCUGAAAGGAUUUGUUUGUUUGUGUUAUAUGUCCACCAAAGAAAGCACUUUUAAAGACAGCAUUUUUGUAUCUCAAAAUCUCACAUAAUCCCAUAUAUUGUUGUGUCUUAAGGGAUUUUUAUAAAAGGAUUUUUAUUCUUCGCCCAGUAUGUUAAAUUGAUUCUUGGAUGUUGUUGUGAUAGAGAAAAAUGGCACUUAUGUUUUUUAAAGGAAUUUAUUAUUUUUUUUGCUUUCUACUGUAUGUGUGAACUUAAAUGUACAUAGAAAACAUGCAGUGCUGUGGUAAAGCAUUUGCCCCUGAAGUGGUUUUCUGCAUUGUUGCAUACUUUAGUGGCUACGGUAAUUAAUUUUCUUAACCAAUACAACAAUUAUGAGGAAUAGAGCAUUAAGCAUUAUAAAAAUAUCGGGAAGAUAAAUGUUUAUAUUGCUGUAAAAAUUCCUCAGCUCAGCCUCCAAGCAUUUAUGCAAUCCCUUUUCACAAAUCCAACCUUGGUUAUUAAAAUCUUUGCACAACCCGAUUUUACUAAGGACUAUAUAUAUAUACUCUUGAGCACUGAUCAGUACUCAAUGUCACCUCCAGACAUUGGAGAUGCACAUGGAGUUGCUCAGCACAGCUGGCUUUCUGCAACCUCAUAAGACUUCUUGGGAGACAUCAGGGAUAGGGAAUAUGUAAAGUCACACCCACUGCACAGUGCGUUUCAUUACCGGUGCAGUCAGGCUGUAACACAUGCUGAAAAAAACACGCAUACCAGGAAGCUAGGUUCAGGUGUUUUUAUUACCUUUCUGGAUUGUUCCUUAAACCCCUUCCUUAUACAGACCCGUGCCAAAAAACAGGCUCAUCUACUACAACCAGAAAUACCAAAUGUAAAUGCUCUGCAACAUACAAUGUCCUCUGUAGAAGAAGUCACUGGUUUAGGUCUGGGCUGAACAUAUAUAUUUUUUUGUGGACCACUUGAUAAAUUAUCAAUAUAUGAACACUUGAAGGUGUUCAAGUAAUUUUGUGGAUGUUUUUGCGGCACACUGUCUCUGACAGAGAGAGCUAGUUGAGCCACACUGUUUGAUUAUUUACACUUUUAAGUAAACAUAAGCAUCCUGUAUGCCUCAUAGUCUCAUAUAAUUCCCAUACAAUCCAAACAUUUAAUUAUGCAGCACAUCGAAAAGAAAAGUUUCAAGGUGUCAAAUAAAAUAAAAUAUAAACCAGAUUCACUGUGAAAAUGCAGAAAAUUAAACAGGGUGCAAAAACCUUUUUCACAAUACUGCCCUUGUCUGUGACUGUAUAUAAAAGUGUGUUCAUUUAACCAAAUGUGUCUCUAUACACAUUUAUGGGCUUCUCAAUCCUGUGGAUCAUUGAAUACCUAAUUAUACGAUAAAAUAAUGUUAUGUAAAGUAAGAAUUUCUUGAUAAUAAAUAUUUAAAAAACA